Molecule: messenger RNA, 1663 nt
Organism: Panicum virgatum (switchgrass)
Lineage: Eukaryota; Viridiplantae; Streptophyta; Magnoliopsida; Poales; Poaceae
Exons: 1
Coding region: 19-1281 (420 amino acids)
Molecular function (GO): protein binding
Source: RefSeq, a predicted model, not a curated record
GGGACCCUCCUGCGUGUGAUGAUGUCAUCUGCCAUGACCUUCCAGCAGCCACCGCAGCGGCGGCGGCGGUUGCCGCCGACGGCGAUACCCCAAUCCCCCACCGUCAUCACCAUCCACACCCUCGGCGACGACCUCCUCCUAGACAUCUUCCUCCGCCUCCCCUCGCUCCCGAGCCUCGUCCGCGCCGCGCUCGCCUGCCGCUCCUUCCUCGCCGCCGUCCGCUCCUCCCCGGCCUUCCGCCGCCGCUUCCGCGCGCUCCACCCGCCCCCUCUCGUCGGAUUCUUCUUCGAAACUGACGGCUGCGACCUCCCCUCCUUCUCGCCCGUCCGCCGCCGCUCCGACGCGGAUCUCGCCGCGGCCGUCCGCGGCGCCGACGUCUUCCUCACCCGUCUGCCCUACCACGAAGACGCCUACCCGGGGUGGGACAUCGUGGACUGCCACGGCGGAUGCCUCCUCCUCCACAACAGCGAGACCGCGCAGAUCGCCGCGUAUAACCCCCUCACGCGAGCUCUGCAUCUCCUCCCCACGCCGCCCGACGAGAUCUCCAAAGGUCACCUAGGCAAGUUUCAACAACGCCUGGAUUUCUUCUUGUUCUUAUCCGAAGAGAACCCUGGUUCGUUCCGGGUGAUCUCCUUAUUCCACGACAAGUCGCGGGUGCGCGCGAUCGUCUACUCGUCGGGCGCUAGGGAGUGGCGAAUUCUCCCCUGGUCGGAGGCCGCGCCGGCACAGCCGUCGGGCAAGAAGCACUGGCUUAACAUGGGCAGGAGGGCAAAUGGGAACCUGUACUGGUCACACAGGAAACAGGCCAACAUGGUAGUGCUGGACACCACGGCGAUGCAAUUCUCUUUCAUGGCUCUGCCGGAUUUCUUGAAGGGGCAAAGUCGCAUCUACAAGAUUGGAGAGACCAAGGAUGGGAAGUUGUGCUUGGUCUUCACAGUGGGAUUCACGCUGUUCAUUUCAUUAUGGAGAGUAGAUAAUGAUGGUGUUGAGAGGUGGAUAAUUGAUGAUAAGUUCCUGCUGGAGGAAGAGAUUCUUCAGGCUACCAAGGGCACACGGGAUGAUGAUGAUGAGCUCGAACUCCAAGUCUGGUUUGUUAUGGACGGCAUUGUGUAUUUGUCGCCUUUGAUCUGUGGAGAUACUCAUUCACCUUGUUGGUUCUUAUCCUUCUGCCCGGAAACAAGGAAACUGGAGAAGUUAUGUCAUAGGACAUUUGACAACAGUCACUUUCCCUACAUCAUGGCAUGGCCUCCUUCUUUGGUAGGCACCGAUUUGAGCCCUUGAUCCUGGAGGUGUUUUAGAAGGGCAUGUCUGGUGCAUCGUUAGAGCCUACCGUCUAUAACCGGAAGGUCCCAGGUUCGAGCCCUAGCCUUUGCACAUUUGUGCGGGAAAGGCUUGGUGCUUAAAACAACCAUUUCCUAGACCCCGCGCAGCGCUGGAAGCCUACGGCACUGGGUACGCCCUUUUUUAAUCCUGGAGGUGUUUUAUGAACUGUGGAAUUGGUAUAAUAAACAUAGGAGGAAGGUGGAAACUGAACUGUUACACCUAUAUAUUGUCCUAUUAUCUUAAGUUAUCAGCCAUUGUUUUUACUUUAUCUAUAUAUAUGUAGUCCUGUUUGAACUUUUGAAUAAUAUAAGUAUACCAAGGUAUAUUUUAGAAGUGAUUA